Messenger RNA from Labeo rohita (rohu), 1887 nucleotides. It is a transcript of the gene dnajc5gb, whose product is annotated as DnaJ (Hsp40) homolog, subfamily C, member 5 gamma b. The record is from RefSeq and is a predicted model, not a curated record. Bases 245 to 886 code for a protein of 213 amino acids. NCBI's taxonomy places the organism in Eukaryota, Metazoa, Chordata, Actinopteri, Cypriniformes, Cyprinidae. The transcript has 7 exons.
CGCCGCAUUUCAAAGCCGGAUACUUUCACUAUUCCCCGCUGCUCUGUCAGUGAGCUUUCGUACUUGACGUAAGAGUAACUUUAUUUCCUACUUCCUGGUCAAAACACAGCUCAAGAUCAAUGGCACAACUUUACUUUUCGCCGUGUAAACGCUGUAACAAAGUGUAGAAAUGAAUACGGAAGUAACUUUAUUACAAAUCAACUUAUGCUUCUUUUCAUAAACGUGUUUCUAGCAGAAUUUAAGAAUGACAGACACAAACCGCCCUCAGCGCAGGCUGUCCCGAGCUGGGGAGAGUUUAUACCAGGCGUUAGGCUUGGCAAAAGGAGCUUCAUCUGAAGAUAUUAAGAAAGCAUACAGGAAACUGGCACUGAAGUAUCACCCAGACAAGAACCCUAACAACCCAGAAGCGGCAGAGAAGUUCAAAGAGAUCAACAAUGCCAACACCAUCCUCAACGAUGAAACCAAACGACAGAUCUAUGACGAAUAUGGCUCCAUGGGUCUCUACGUCGCAGACCAGUUUGGAGAGGAGAGUGUUAAAUAUUACUUCCUCAUGUCCAAAUGCUGGUUUAAGGCACUCAUGGCAUUGGGAAUGAUCUUCACAUGUUGCUGCUGCUUUUGCUGCUGUUGUUGCUGUUGCGGUAAAUGUGGCGGUUCAGAGCCCGAAGACAAUUUUCACUAUGUGGAUCCAGAUGAGCUGGAGGCGGAGAUGUCAGAAGAGCAGAACAGAGGCAAUGACACAGUAAUAAUAGGACAGCCUAUUCCCUGUCCAGCGCCUGGAAAUUCAGAAGGAAACACUGUAAUUGUAGGAAUGCCCAUUGCUGCAACCUCAGAUGGAGACACUUCUGUACUGAUCACUCCAGACGCACAUAUGGCGCAUGUAGACUAGAGCAAACAGCAAUUACAAAACUUGUUAAGGAGACUGAAUCGCCCCUGUUUUUAGCUGUAGAAAUGAAGACACUGCUGUAGAAAUGAUUUUGGUUUGUAUCACACAGUGCCUGUGCGGUUUGAGCGGCUCAUUUGAUCUCCACACAUAAUGCUAUUUGUGUUUACAUAAUUUUAUAAUAGCUUUUUGGUUGCUUGAAUGUCUCGUUUAUAUUGUAAUGCUUCAAUAAUAAGCCAUUUAAAGCAGCUGUAUGUAGGUUUGUGUAUUUUUGCGACUUUGGAGCCCUCUACAGUUGAGUGAGUGAAAUUCACUGUUGUAAAUAUAUCACAAAAUAUAUUUUGUACCCGCUGAACAAACUUACUACAGCACCAGACGUUUGGAAAUAGAUUCUGUUCAUUUUAUUAGAAGACAUAACAUUUCUGAAACCGGUAGGAAGCAUACAUACCGUUGAUUUAAAUGACCUCUAGAGAACAAUCAAACAUAUCUUGCACAACAAAGUCAACCUGAAGUAAUACCACAGAAUCUUCUGUUUAUAUAACACUUGCAACAGGCUUUACAAGUGAAAUCUAAUAUAUGCACUUUGUGUGCUUAACAUUACAGUAAGUCUUAAGAACAUAAAGUUUUAUUGUUAAUACUAUAAUUGUACAAAGUGAAGUCGUUAAGGCUCCAAUACAUGAUGAUAAAUAAGUCCAACAGUCUUUUAUUAUCUGUAUAUACACAUACACAUUGACAGUUUAUCUAACAGAUAACUAUAUGCGGUUUAUUUUGCCACUGCUGCAAGCAAACCUUGAAAUAACCUCUGUGAAACAGCUAUUUUAUGAUACGUAUUUAAGUAUAAUGUUGAUUAUUAGAGUUUAAAGGACCACUGAAAUCGUGUGAUAAAGCUGGUAAUUUGCAGGUGAAUGUUUUGUUUAUUGUGGUAAUAUUGCACAGCCUCAGGGAUGGUUUUGUCUAAAAUUCUAUGUGGAAUUAUGAAAGCUUAAUAAAUAUAGUUGAUUACUUUA